AGAAUAAUCAUUGCUACGUCCAGGAGGAAAAAACCUAGACCAGGGCUGCUGAAUGUGCUGUGUGGUGUAGAAAAGGCAGGGGCAGGUUGCUCUGUGUGCACUUGUCUGCACAGACCAGGAAAUGACGGUGCUUGGAAACGGCUGCAGACCCUGGAUGGCUGUUUACUUCCUCCCUACACAAACCGGAUGCACCAAAACUGAAAGUCUUGAGUCAGAUGGGUUCUGAAAGGUUUGCGCAACAUUCUUUCUGAUGUCUCUGCUGACCUUCGACUUGUUCAAUGACUAUUUGUCCCAGCGAACGCUUUUUCAAACAAGGAAAGUGAGAGGCGCUUGGAGCAGCUGGAGCCUCCCCCGCACAGAGAAGGCAACGCUGGGACACGGGCGGUGAGAGAAACAGAGGGAGGAGAGAGCGGGGCUUGUGGAGAGCCGUGGGCUCACGGGAAUGGCACAGCGAGGCUGCCAGAAGCUGUGCCAGCACGUUGCCCAUCUGCCCCUGCCCCUGGGGUUCUGUGGUGCCCCAUGAUCUCGACCUGCCCUGACCUGCCGCAGGACACCUCCCUGCAGAGCCCCACCAUCCAGCCAUGCUGCGUUUCCUCUGGGACAGCAUCUCCAUCCAGGUGUUCCUCGUCUUCCUUGUUGUUUUCCUGCUCGUUGCUGACUACAUGAAGCACAGAAAGCCCAAGGACUUCCCUCCACAACCCUUCUAUCUCCCCAUCCUGGGGCACAUGUACCUGAUGAACUUCAACAAUCCCAUGGUGACGUUUCAGAAGCUUACUGAAAAAUAUGGGAACAUCUUCAGUGUUGAGAUGGGCACCUCAUCAUUUGUGAUCGUUAAUGGGCUGCAUCUGGUUAAGGAAGUUCUUGUAAACCAAGGAGAAAACUUCCUGGAUCGCCCAAAAAUGCCUCUUGAUGGGGAUAUCUUCAGCAACAGGGGACUGAUCUCUUCCAAUGGGCACUUGUGGAAGCAGCAGAGGAGAUUCACCUUGUCCACCCUCCGAAACUUCGGCUUGGGGAAGAAGAGCCUGGAGGAGCGCAUCCAGGAGGAGUGCCGGUACCUCGUGGAUGCGUUUGGGGAUGAGCAGGGAAGGCCUUUUGACCCUCACUUGAAAAUCAAUAAAGCCAUUUCAAACAUCAUCUGCUCCCUCACCUUUGGGAAUCGUUUCGACUACCAUGACGAGGACUUCCAAAAAUUACUGCAGCUGAUAGACGAAAUUGUUCACCUCCAUGGGGCCAUCACGACCCAGCUGUACAAUGUUUUCCCAUCCAUAAUGAAGUUCUUACCUGGACCCCACCAAACCAUUUUUAGAAAGGUAAGACUGCUGAAAAAUUUUGUGAAAGAGAGGAUCGACAAACACAAGGAGGACUGGAACCCCUCGGAGAGCCGGGACUUCAUCGACUGCUACCUGCAGGAGAUAGCCAAGGACAACGGUGAUGGCACCUUCCAGGAGGAAAACCUUGUGGCAUGUGUGCUCGACUUGCUCUUUGCUGGGACUGAGACCACUUCAACAACCAUCCGCUGGGCUCUGCUGUAUAUGGCCAUGUAUCCAGAAAUUCAAGCCCGCGUGCAAGCAGAGAUCGACACGGUCAUCGGGCAGGCACGGCAGCCAGCCCUGGACGACAGGAGCAACAUGCCCUACACCAACGCCGUCAUCCACGAAGUGCAGAGGAAAAGCAACAUUGUGCCUUUAGGCGUGCCAAGAAUGACAGUGAAGGACACAGUCGUGGAUGGCUUCCGCAUACCUAAGGGAACUGCUUUGGCCCCAAAUUUAACUGCCAUGAUGUUUGACAAGAACAAGUGGGAAACCCCUGACACUUUCAACCCUGGACAUUUCCUGAAGGAUGGUCAGUUCUGGAAAAGAGAAUCUUUCCUACCAUUUUCUAUAGGGAAGCGCUCCUGCCCGGGUGAGCUGCUGGCCCGCACCGAGCUCUUCCUCUUCUUCACGGCUCUGCUCCAGAAAUUCACCUUCCAGGCGCCCCCGGACACCACACUCAGCCUCCAGCACACAGUGGGCAUUGCUGUGGGCCCAAAACCCUACAAGAUCUGUGCUGUGCCUCGGUAAGGAAGUCCUGGCCAUCGUCCUCACAGUGAAAGGCAUUUGCCAUGGAUGCUGAAAACAAGCCUCAGCUGCUCCCCUGAGUGAGGGCAAUGACUGCCCUGCUGCAAGGAGAGGCUGGGCAGUUUGUUGGUUUAUUCCAAACAAUUGCAAAAUAAUUUCUUUUACAAGCAGACUUCACACUCUGUAUCACAGGGGAAAGGUGAUCAGCCUGGGAUCUGCCAUGGCACUUUUAGUCUUGCAAUAGCACACUGUAAUACAGGGAGGGGCUUGGGCCUUUCCUGCUUUCAUGAUGGAUGGCCACGCUUCCCAAUGGCAGGAGAUGGAGCAACACUUUACAGACUGCAGUGUUCAGGCUGUGGCUGUGAGUUGUAGAAGGGCACUACUAGACUUUGCUUUAUAAUAUUCAUAGAAGUACUAAUUGCCAACCAUUUGUGAUUUUAUUAAACUUGACUUGUAAUCCAUUAGAAAAAAAA
This is a messenger RNA of Columba livia (rock pigeon), 2530 nucleotides long. Its product is annotated as cytochrome P450 2J2. The record is from RefSeq and is a predicted model, not a curated record. Gene Ontology annotation, biological process: xenobiotic metabolic process. The transcript is spliced from 10 exons. Bases 582 to 2060 code for a protein of 492 amino acids. Gene Ontology annotation, molecular function: oxidoreductase activity, acting on paired donors, with incorporation or reduction of molecular oxygen, reduced flavin or flavoprotein as one donor, and incorporation of one atom of oxygen; heme binding; iron ion binding. Lineage: Eukaryota; Metazoa; Chordata; Aves; Columbiformes; Columbidae. Gene Ontology annotation, cellular component: cytoplasm; intracellular membrane-bounded organelle.